AUGGUCCACCUACUGGCCUCCGAAGUGCGGCAGCUGCUCCACAACAAGUUCGUGGUGGUCCUGGGGGACUCGGUCCAGAGGGCUGUGUACAAGGAUCUGGUGCUCCUGCUGCAGAAAGACUGCCUGCUCACACCCAGCCAGCUCAAGGCCAAGGGGGAGCACACUUUCGAGCAGGAUAAGCUGGUGUGUGGGGGCCAGCUGGGCCGCAUGCACAACGGCACCCACUACCGCGAGGUGCGCCAGUUCUGCUCCGGCCAGCACCUGGUGCGCUUCUAUUUCCUGACGCGCGUGUACAACGACUACCUGGAGGACGUCCUGGAGGAGCUGCAGGCCGGUGAGUAUCACCCGGACCUGGUCAUCAUGAACUCGUGCCUCUGGGACAUCACCAGGUACGAGAAGGACUUCUGGCCUAGUUACCGGCGGAACCUGGAGAGACUGUUUGGGCACCUCCGCCAGGUGCUGUCCGAGUCGUGCCUCCUGGUGUGGAACACGGCCAUGCCCGUGGGCGACAGAAUCACCAACCGCUUCGUCCCGCCCGAGAUCCGGUUAGCAUCCGCCUCCGUGAAAAGCCGGGUGAUCGAAGCCAACUUCUACAGCUCUGCCGAGGCCCAAAAGCACGGCUUCGAUGUGCUGGACUUGCACUUCCACUUCCGCCGCCACACAGGGAAGUUCCUGCAGACGGACGGAGUGCACUGGAACGAGCGCGCACACCGCCACCUCUCCCAGCUCCUGCUGGCCCACGUGGCCGACGCCUGGGGGGUAGAGCUGCCCCAGCGAGACCCAGUGGGCAAGUGGAUCACGGAUGGCCCUGGGAGAGGAAGACCUGGCCGGAGGCUUGAGAGGCAGCCCCUGGUCUACGGAGAUCAGCCGGCCUGCCCUCCGCCCAGAUCUUUGCCUCUCCCGGGGCGCCAACCCCUGCUCCCCACGCCAUCUCCCCGCCCACCCCUGUUUCCACUCCUGUCCUCACAACCUCAUCCCAUCCCCUUUCACCCGGUGAUGCCCCCAUUCCCAUUCUGCCCCCAGGAUACCGGUUUUUCUUCAGACCAUACUUUCCAAUCGGAUCAAUUCGCCUUUAACUAUUUAUAUUCAGAUGUCCCCCCAUCUAGCCAAACAGAAUUUGCUGCCCAAGGUGACUUUCGGUAUGGUCCCCAGCCGCCUAUGCCCCGCUUCCUUCCACCCUGUUAUGAGCAACGGGUCCCUGCGGUCCAUAGGGGUUUUCCCAGGUAUCAUCCCCCUGACCCUUACAUGCCCUGGAGAAGGCGGCCUAAAACUUCCAAGAGAAGGGCCUCGGCCUAUAAAGAGCCAAGACGUCAAUAG
Rangifer tarandus platyrhynchus (Svalbard reindeer) is the source of this 1317-nucleotide messenger RNA. Lineage: Eukaryota; Metazoa; Chordata; Mammalia; Artiodactyla; Cervidae. The record is from the annotation of a GenBank genome assembly.